This is a messenger RNA of Quercus robur (English oak), 1137 nucleotides long. RefSeq lists its product as uncharacterized. Bases 1 to 1137 code for a protein of 378 amino acids. The transcript has a single exon. Gene Ontology annotation, molecular function: catalytic activity. NCBI's taxonomy places the organism in Eukaryota, Viridiplantae, Streptophyta, Magnoliopsida, Fagales, Fagaceae. The record is from RefSeq and is a predicted model, not a curated record.
AUGAAUUCCUUAGGAUGGAACUGCCGGGGGCUUGGGAACCCCCGGUCAGUUCGAGCAUUGCACGAUCUUGUGCGAUGUUGGGGUCCCAAAAUAGUCUUCCUCUCGGAGACUAAAGUUAGAAAAAACAGAAUGGAGAGAAUUAAGGAUAGAGUUGGGUUUGCAAAUGGGCUCUAUGUUCCCUGUCAUGGCCGUAGUGGGGGGUUGGCUCUCCUGUGGACUAGGGAUACAAAUUUAGAGAUCAAAAGUUACAGCAAUCACCACAUUGAUGCUGUCAUCACUGAAGAAUCCUCUAAUUUUAUUUGGCGUUUCACUGGCUUCUAUGGUCACCCCCAAUCUCAUAUGAGACAGCAGUCUUGGAAUUUGCUGGAGUUCUUAAAGAAUCAAUUUCAGCUCCCUUGGUUUUGCAUGGGCGAUUUUAUUGAGAUUUUAUCUAUGGAUGAAAAAUCUGGUGGUGCAGAGAGAUCACAGAGCCAGAUGGAUAAAUUUAGGAAAGUAGUUAAUGAUUGUGGAUUCAAAGAUUUGGGAUACCUGGGGCCGGAUUUCACCUGGUGUAAUAUGCAGUCUGGUGGCAGCAGGAUGUAUCUAAGAUUAGAUAGAGCUUUUGCAACAAUUGAUUGGAUUGAUAAGUUCAGUGAAGUAAAAAUUAAUCACCUGGUGGAUUCCACUUCUGAUCAUUGUGUGCUUUAUGUUGCUGACCCCAAAGCCCCUAAACAAUCCAACACCCGCCGAUUUCACUUUGAAGCUAUGUGGGCAAGAAAUGAUGAAUGUAAAAACAUUGUUGAGGCUGCUUGGAUGGCAGCAGGCAAUAUGAAUACGGCAAAAGGAAUGGCUGCUGCAUUGAAGGCUUGUGCCAUGGACUUAAAGGCUUGGAGCUCAGUCACAUACGGGAAAAUCCCAAAGAAGAUUCAAGAGAAAAGGAAAAGACUUAAUUUUCUGGUUCAGCUGGAUGGGGAUGGUCAUUUUGCCGAGGAAAUAAAGCAAGUGAGGAAAGACAUUAAUGAUCUCAUUGAUAAUGAAGAGCUUUACUGGUGUCAAUGUUCAAAGGCUCAUUGGCUCAAAGAGGGAGAUAGAAACACGAAGUAUUUUCAUGCUCGGGCUUCGGAAAGAAGGAAGCAAAACACUAUCUUGGGUAUUUAG